Messenger RNA from Lachancea dasiensis, 855 nucleotides. The record is from the annotation of a GenBank genome assembly. NCBI's taxonomy places the organism in Eukaryota, Fungi, Ascomycota, Saccharomycetes, Saccharomycetales, Saccharomycetaceae.
AUGAAGGCGGGCAUGUCUCUAGAUGAUCCUUCGAGCAAGCGCCAAGCGUAUCGUCUCAAGAAACAGGAAAAUCGGGAAGAACUGAAACAUGUAAGAAUCGAUGAAUCCAGCGCGCAAUCUGAUAAAAUAGACCUGCCCAGAAAACGGUUUUACCGUCAGAGAGCGCACUCAAAUCCGUUUUCGGACCACCAACUGGAAUACCCGUUGAGUCCCGAUGACAUGGAUUGGCAAAAACUAUAUCCUGCGUUCUACGACAAAGCUACCAACAAAAUGUCGAAAGAAGUAACGAUAGCAGAUAUUGGCUGUGGUUUCGGAGGACUGCUUAUCGAUCUUUCGCCAGAGUUCUCCGACAAUCUGAUACUAGGGAUGGAAAUUCGGGUCCAGGUUACGAACUACGUGGAGGACCGCAUAAUCGCCCUGCGAACAAAUAAUGCGGAUACCAAUGAUUAUCAAAAUAUCAGUGUUCUAAGAGGUAACUCCAUGAAGUUUUUGCCCAAUUUUUUCCACAAGGCUCAGCUAGAGAAGAUGUUCUUCUGUUUCCCUGACCCUCAUUUUAAGCAGAGAAAGCAUAAGGCAAGAAUUAUUACCAAUACUUUAUUAUCCGAGUAUGCCUAUGUGCUGAAAGAAGGUGGAAUUGUUUACACUAUCACAGAUGUCCUGGAUUUGCAUCAGUGGAUGGCGAAGCAUUUAGAAGAACAUCCGCUUUUCGAGAGACUGUCCCCUGAGUGGGAAAGCUCCGACAAGUGUGUUCAAAUCAUGAGGAACGCGACAGAAGAGGGAAAGAAAGUGGAAAGAAACAAAGGUGAUAAAUAUGUGGCCUGUUUCGUUAGAUUGCCUAAUCCAAUCAUAAUCUGA